CGUCAUUUUCUGUUCGCGGUAACCUUGCAGUAAUUUAGUUGAGAGAAACUUAUGGUACAAAGUACUUGAAAUUAAUAGUAGAGUACCUUUGGGAAGUACCUAUCGCAAUUCGCACUGGAUUUAAAUAAGUGGCUUCUACUCUACGUCGACUGUAACCGAGACUGUAACUAUACGACCAUUCUGUAUACGCCGCAAUCCGAUGAGUACGCCGAUAUGACGUUAUUAUUAAAAGGAACUCGGGGUCAUUCUUUUGAAGAUGAUAACUUCUACAAUUAUCGGCAUAUUUCCCCCUUCCCAAACUUUAAACGCAAAACAAGAUCUCAAGUUCGUUUUUCGAUUUAAUAAUAGUGCUCCAAGAAGAAAGGCGAAGAAAUGGUGUUUAGUUUUUUUUUCGUUUUGAAAUUUUUAGUGUUAUUGCAUUACGGAAUUUGUCAGCUGGAUGUAGGUGAUCCGUGCUUUGUGCAAUCUACAAGUAAUAAUGGCGUAUGUGAUUUGUUGUCCCUUUGUAUGCGGGCCAGAGAAGACUUGAAAAAGAACAUUUUUCCGCAAAUAUGUGGAUUUCAAGGGACCGAGCCAAUAGUAUGCUGUGUUGGAUCCGGUCCGGGACCGACGACGCCCAGAACUACCACUUCAACUACAAGAACAACAACCAGAACGACGACUCGUACCACAACAAGACCUACAUACACCGGCUAUGGAGCGAAGAGUAGGCAAAAAUGUGUCGAGUAUCAGCAAUAUGUUUAUGAAGAAGAGUUUUCAGGGGUAUUUGUGGGUAAUACACAAACACGUGUAGACAAAUGUGCAUUGGUAUUUAUCGAGAACAUUGUUGGUGGCACCGAAACCAAGCCUAGAGAAUUUCCACAUAUGGCCCUGAUAGGAUUUAAUGACGCGGACACCAAUCAACCAUUUUGGCAAUGCGGUGGUAGUCUAAUUAGUGACGAGUAUAUAUUGACAGCCGCUCAUUGUCUUUACGACCAAGUAUUAGGUGAACCUAGAUACGUGCGAAUUGGUGAACUGCAAUUAGAUACGAACCGAGACGAUGCGCAGAUACAAGAUUUUACCAUAUCUCAACUGAUUAGACAUCCCGACUAUAAACCUCCAUCCCAAUACAACGAUAUAGCAUUGCUCAAACUAAAUCGGAAAGUACGCCUCAAUUCGUAUGCAAGACCGGCAUGUCUUCAUACAAACAUGAAUAUACCAGUUUUGAAAGCAGUUGCGUCCGGUUGGGGCAAAGUGGGAUUUUCUUCAGACGUUAGCAAGCAUUUACUUAAAGUAACCUUGGAGUUUUUUACAAAUCCUGAGUGCAAUAGUACAUAUCGCAAUAACAUUGGAAUGAGACUAAGGAAUGGAAUUGUGGAGACUACACAAGUAUGUGCCGGUCAUCAUACAGAAGCCAAAGAUACUUGUCAGGGCGAUUCUGGUGGACCUCUGCAAAUUGUUAAUCCAGAUCCAAACAUUUACUGUAUGUACUCCAUAGUGGGAGUUACGUCAUUUGGAAAAGCGUGUGGGGUUGCCAAUCUUCCCGGUGUUUAUACAAGAGUAUCCAACUAUGUCGACUGGAUAGAAAAAAUUGUAUGGCCAUAAAGUGGAAACAAAACUGUGUAGAAAAUUGCUGGACUUUAUGUACCACAAAACGGAACAUUUAGCAUUUACGAAAAUUAUAUGAACGGCAGCCACAUUUUCUAGUUAUUAAUAAAACUGAAAUACUUGUCAAUGAUAAUAAUAAUUAAUAGGAUCUCUCUAAUGUAUAGACAGCUAAUAUUUAAGAAACUAUUUAAGAUAACUCAUUAUAGUGUUAUAACAGA
Molecule: messenger RNA, 1805 nt
Organism: Photinus pyralis (common eastern firefly)
Lineage: Eukaryota; Metazoa; Arthropoda; Insecta; Coleoptera; Lampyridae
Product: serine protease snake-like
Exons: 6
Coding region: 373-1584 (403 amino acids)
Biological process (GO): proteolysis
Molecular function (GO): serine-type endopeptidase activity
Source: RefSeq, a predicted model, not a curated record